Messenger RNA from Aspergillus saccharolyticus JOP 1030-1, 1427 nucleotides. RefSeq names its product putative RNA binding protein. Gene Ontology annotation, cellular component: nucleus. Gene Ontology annotation, molecular function: mRNA binding. Gene Ontology annotation, biological process: mRNA export from nucleus. The transcript is spliced from 7 exons. The record is from RefSeq and is a predicted model, not a curated record. Lineage: Eukaryota; Fungi; Ascomycota; Eurotiomycetes; Eurotiales; Aspergillaceae. The coding region runs from base 146 to 1162 and encodes 338 amino acids.
CCCUUCUUCGCCUUCUCUCUCAUUCAAUUCUCCAUUGCUUAAAUCCUCAAAUCAUUCUGCAGUGCAGGCGCUGUUCUUACCUGCCUGUUAUUCAUAUACUCACCACCUCUUCUCAACAUUUUUUUGUCGCCAACAGCAUCCCACUAUGGAUCGUAGUCUCGACGAGAUCAUCGCCGAACGUCCGCAGAAGCAACAAUCUCGGGAUCGUGGUCGUCGUCCUCCUCAACCUCGUCGCCGUGAUGGCGUAAGAAAGUCUCACAGAGAAGAGCGCCCCGACUUGGAUCUCGAUUGGGUCCAUGACAAGUACGAAGACGACAGAGAUGCCCGCCCUUCCCGUGCCUCUCGACGCCCGCGCGGUGACCGCUACUCCCCCGAGCACGAAAAUGCGUCUACUGGAGCCAAACUCCGUGUCGAGAACAUCCACUACGAUAUCACCGAGAGUGACUUGGAGGAUCUUUUCACCCGUAUCGGACCCAUUAGCAGCGUUUCCCUCGUCUACGACCGCGCCGGCCGUUCGGAGGGUGUUGCCUUCGUCACCUACAACCGUGUCAGCGACGCCCGCACAGCUAUCAGCGAAUUUGAUGGUGCCAACGCUAAAGGCCAGCCCAUCCGGUUAACACUGAUUGGCAGCGGCAGCGGCAGCGCAAGACGGGACCGCAAUCCGUUCGACCACGUGGAGCGUCCCAAGGGCAGCUUGUUCGACCGCGUGGAGCGGCCUCGCGAUAGGAACGCCCGCAGUCUGAGCCCCGGCAGCAGAAGCGGUAGCCCCGACGGCGGCGCCCGGCGUCGUCGUGGCCGUCGUGGUCCCGGUGGUAGCGCUGGUGGUGGAGGAUACCGCCGCAGCGACGUCACCAAGCCGCCUCCCGAUCACAUCGACAGAUACGUUCCUGGCCAGAGAUCGCCCGCCCGCAGACCCGCGAACGGUGGUGGUAGACGUCAGCAGGAGCGUGACACUCGUGGUGGCGAGGGCCGUCGCACAGCCAACGGUCGACCUCGCAAGACCCAGGAGGAACUCGACGCCGAGAUGGACGACUACUGGGGCGGCAAUGCCAAUGCCAGCGCCGGUGUAGCUGACAACCAGAUUGUUCCCGAUGAGGCGCAGCAGGUCGCCCCUGCGUCUGCGGCUGCUGCUGGAGAUGAUGAUAUUGACAUGAUUGAGUAAAGCGCAGGCUUUGGAUGAGACGUGUGUGGCGAGAAAUGUUCACUGAUUAAGUCAUAACCGCUUGCUUUCUGUAAUUAAGCUGAUGUUUGAAACUUGGUGUGUCGCAUAGACACAGGUUCCGACGGAACUGAAACUGGAAUUGAAAUAAAGCGACCAAGAACGCUUUUUCGUCCCAUCUUGGAGGAAUGGUGUAACUAUUGGCGGCCACCGGUUUGUAUUUGCUAAUCAUACAAAAAUCCUCUAUCGUUCAUUAUGUUAAGAUUUC